Messenger RNA from Drosophila nasuta, 2783 nucleotides. It is a transcript of the gene ktub, whose product is annotated as Tub domain-containing protein ktub. The record is from RefSeq and is a predicted model, not a curated record. The transcript has 7 exons. Bases 605 to 1993 code for a protein of 462 amino acids. Gene Ontology annotation, cellular component: cilium. Gene Ontology annotation, biological process: protein localization to cilium. NCBI's taxonomy places the organism in Eukaryota, Metazoa, Arthropoda, Insecta, Diptera, Drosophilidae.
UUCCGUGUGGUCGCUUCGCUGUUGUCGGAGAGCGUUUCGUUCUGCCGCGUUGCCAAAGCAAAAUACGCGCCAAAAAAUUAACGCCUUGUAUGUGCAUUAAUGCAUAGAGAUGUGUGAACGGUGAACUAGUGCAAAUAUAGAAAGCUAAUUGAGCCAAACGCUAAAAAAAGGUAUUUAACAAAAUUACUCGCGCUUGCCGCCGCAAAAGGCAAACAACGAAAUAAAUAUUCGUCGAAACGGCGACCACAACAAACCAAACAUAAUUGGAUCGCAUGCCGGUUAUUGCGACAAGCACACACACAAAAAAAAAUACGUAUGUGUAUGGGUAAUCUAUUGUCGCGUGUGGAAGAGUUUGGAUUGCAACUACUAAAACUACAAAUAUGAAUAUAAAUAAAACAAACAGCAAAUAACAACCAACAACAACUACACUAGAAAUUUUGCAUAGUUGAGCGAGAAAAAGCAAACAUUUCUCAGUUGUGCUCAAGCUUGUUAACGAGCACAUCAGCAACAACUACAACUACAACAGCAAUAACAACAACAAAGAUAACAUCGUCAUCAUCAUCAGCAGCAGCAGCAGAAUCAUCAUCCAAAAGCCCAGUGCAAAAUGUCCGCAAUUAGCAGCCGCAAUCAGAAGAUGGAACAACAGCGCCAGCUGAUGGACGCUUACAUCCGGCAGAAGCGCGCCUCGCCGGGAAUGGUGCAGGCAAGUGACCUACAGAUCAACCGGCCCAUGUCCGGCAUGCGAAGCAACAGCCGGGAGCUGCAUGCGUACGAUGGACCAAUGCAGUUCAUGGGCUCGACACAGAAUCCGGAUCAGAUACUGAGCAACAAUAGCGGCAGCGUCAACCUGUCGACCUCAGUCCACUCGAAUCGCAACAAUUCGAACAACUUGCGCAGCCUUAGCACAAUCAAUCAGGAAGCCGACUUGAUUGAGGAGAUCUCGUCGCAUGAGCUGGAGGAUGAGGAGAGCAGCCCGGUGACAGUUGUUGAGCAGCCGCUGCCUCCGCUCAGUGCCAACUCGACACAAUCGCAGCGCACUCGCUUGCGUCAGCAAAGCUUCAGCGAUACCUUGGAUGAAGAUGACUAUGCUAAUCGGAAUAUCUCGAAUGUUGCCCCAGUGCGUCCGGCUGGCAUCAGUUCGUCCUACAAAGACGAUGGUGAACUGGAGGGCAGCAAUGGAGCAGGCAAUGGCAGCGGCAGUGUUGGGGGAAGCGGCGAGUCCGAGGGCGAUGUCAUUGGCAACAUUGAUCAGUUCGUUAUGCAACCGGCGCCGCAGGGAGUGCUCUACAAGUGCCGCAUUACACGCGAUCGCAAGGGCAUGGAUCGGGGUCUAUUUCCCAUCUAUUAUCUGCAUCUGGAGCGUGACUAUGGCAAAAAGAUAUUUCUGCUAGGUGGACGCAAGCGUAAGAAGAGCAAAACAUCCAACUAUAUCGUCAGCUGCGAUCCCACCGAUCUGUCGCGCAAUGCGGAUGGUUUCUGCGGCAAGCUGCGCUCCAAUGUGUUUGGCACCUCGUUCACAGUGUUUGACAAUGGCAACAAGGAGAGCACGGAGAGUCCUCGUCUCGAUCUGGCAGUAAUCAUCUAUGACACCAAUAUACUUGGCUUCAAGGGACCACGCAACAUGACUGUGAUACUGCCAGGCAUGACAGAGGAUGAUCAACGCGUCAAGAUCAGCUCAGCGGAUCCCAAGCAGCAAGGCAUACUCGACUUGUGGAAAAUGAAGAACAUGGACAACAUUGUGGAGCUACACAACAAGACGCCAGUUUGGAACGAUGAAACUCAAUCGUAUGUGCUCAAUUUUCACGGUCGUGUCACGCAGGCAUCGGUGAAGAACUUUCAGCUGGUGCACGACUCCGAUCCAGAGUAUAUAGUCAUGCAGUUUGGUCGCACCUCCGAGGAUGUGUUUACCAUGGAUUAUCGCUAUCCUUUGUGCGCCAUGCAGGCCUUUGCCAUAGCUCUGAGCAGCUUCGAUGGCAAGAUUGCCUGCGAGUGAAGACGAGCACACACAAAAUGUCCUGCAUGCAAGGACUUUUCGCAGCACUUGCGAUUGCCUUAUUUAUACUCACUCAUUGUUUCAAGUAAAUAUCUGGAAUAAAAGCAACUUUAAUGUUCUUCUGGCAUUUAAGAGUCAAUCCUCGACUCCAUCGAGAACUUCAGCCAGUUGCAUAUAUCUUAAAUAUCUGUAUAUCUGUCAAUUCACAACUCGAAUUAUAUCUACGUAAAUGCUGAUAUUCUCAGUAAUCUCCCUGUCUAAAUGUUUCACUGCUCAAACGUCAAGUGUAUGUAGUAUACUUAAAGAUCUGUAUUUAGCUAUUCCACAAAUCUAGUCACCCGGCCUGGUAGAUAACAAACUAAAUAUAUAUAUGUAUAUGUUUAGAGAAGUACAUAUAUAGUAAAUUUAUGAGAUAUUGUAUAUUGACGGCUAACUUCAUUGUACCAUUUAUGCAAAAUAAAAAUGUGCUCACCGAUUUUGUAAAACGGGAAAUAAUGAAAGAAAUCAAAACAAUGCAAAAUGCAUAAGAAUUUUAUAAUUUGAAUACAGCUGGCGAGCAAAACGAAUAUAAAAAAAUAUAUAUAUAUAUAUAUAUAUAUACUCGUAAGCAACUAUUUAUAUUUAUAUGUAUUGAUGUGUAUCAUAAACGAUUACUAUUAGUCCAUAAGAGAGCAUUACUAUUUGUGCCGAGCUCUUCUUACAAUUAAGUCGGAAUCUUACGUAGCAUAUAAUUAUUUUUCAACAUAUAUUUAUGUAUGUAUUACGAAUUAAGAAAUUGUCAAUAAAAAUC